CACGCGCACUGCUCGCAUCUGACGCCGGACACGUGCAGGCUCCUCCCACUGCGCGCGCGCGGACGGACGCUGGAGAGAAGCAGAAGCUAACGCUGCUGCAACUGCUUCUCCGGCAGUCAUGGAGGAGCGACCGCGCCUGUGUGCGAGGGAUCCGCCAGAGGCUGGACGACCGCAGGCUGCGUGAAAAGAGGUGUCCUUAAAGGUUGCAGCAGUCACGGUGACAUGGGCCUCAGCGGUACUUCCACACCCUGCAGAGCUAACACGGGAGCCUUCCCUGAACCGUCAAGUAGAAAAUGACUCAGAGAAAUGGAAUCAGAGGCACGAGUGAACGGCUCCACUCGGCGGACUCCGUGGUUUGCGAGCAGGCCAACGGUAUGGAGCAGGAGAAAGCUCCAGAGGCCAACGACUGUGAAUCUGAGGAGGGCCGGAGGGGAGGCGAGCGCGGGGGCUCCGCCGCUGUAACGGGAACGGUCACGGCUCCAGAUGGCGGCUGGGGCUGGGUGGUGCUGGUUGCCACCAUCAUGGUCCUGGCUUUGACCCUGGCGUUCCCCUCCUGCGUGGGAAUCUUCUACACUGACCUGCAGAACGACUUCCACGCCUCCAACAGCGAAACCUCCUGGGUGCCCUCCAUCAUGACGUCGGCGCUUCACGCAGGAGGUCCCUUUUGUAGCGUGUUGGUGGAGAAACUCGGUUGCCGGGCGACAGUCAUGUUGGGCGGAGUCCUGAGUGGGCUUGGAAUGGCUGCCAGUUCAUUUACCCAGUCCAUCAGCCAGCUCUACAUCACAGCUGGGGUUAUUACAGGCCUUGGCUUCUGCUUCAGCUUCCAGCCGGCUGUGACGAUCCUCGGGCACUACUUUGUGCGUCGGCGUGCGUUCGCCAACGCCAUGUCGUCCACAGGCACGGCCCUGGGGCUGUGCACUCUCCCCUUCCUGGGUAACUACCUCCACACGGAGCUGGGAUGGAGGGGCAGUUUCCUUGUCUUAGGGGCUGUCCUGCUCAACUGCUGUGUGUGUGGGGCAGUGAUGAGGCCCCUGCAGCCCCCCAAACGUCGAGGCCAGCCGCUGAUGAACCACGGACCCCCUCCGCCAGAGAAGGAAAAUGUGAAGAAGGGAAAGGCGUGGGUGAGAGCAAUAGGGCGCUCCCUGCUGGCAUCCCUGAGCAAACACAUGGCCUUCGAUCAGUUCUGCAACAAUUCACGUUACUGUGUGUAUGCCAUAGGCAUCACCUGGAUGAUGCUCGGGUUUGUGGUGCCCCUGGUGUAUCUGGUUCCCUACGCCACGGCAAACGGCAUGGAACAGGGCCGGGCCGCGCUGCUGCUCUCCAUCCUGGGUAUCGUCAACAUCCUGGUGAGGCCGCCCUUCGGCAUCAUCUUCAGCUUGCCCUGGUUCAAAGGGCGACACAUUUACAUGUUUGCCUCGGCUCUGCUCGUCAACGGGCUCAGUAACAGUAUCUGCUGCAUCGGGCCCAGCUUUAACGUGCUGCUGACUUAUGUGGUUGUUUACGGGCUGUCCAUGAGCGUGGUGGGCUCCCUGAUGUUCACUGUCCUCAUGGAUAUAGUGGAGAUGAGCCGCUUCCCCUCGGCGCUGGGCCUGCUUGCUAUCAUGGAGAGCAUCACGCUGCUCAUUGGGCCUCCAUUGGCAGGAGUCCUGGUUGACAGGACAGGUCACUACUUCUACGUCUUCUUCGCCUGCAGUGCCACCGUCGCCUUGGCCGCCGUGUUCCUCAUGGUGUCUUUCUGCUGGCUGGAUAAAAAGGACAGGAAGUCAUCGAAGCAGGGUCCACCGUCCGCACUGCCCGAUCCAGGGAGACCCGAGGUUGAUGUCGCUCCUGGCUGUCAGUACAGCAGCGUGCCAACAGAGGGAGACAGAGACAAGGCGUCAGCUAACGGGGCAGAGUAUAUCACCAGCCUCUAAAUGUGCUUACACUGUGUGUGUGUCGCUCUCAGCACGCGUCACAUCCUCACAGCUCUGCAAAGUGUUUUGUAGUGUUUGUGCUUGUUGCGCCAGAUGAUGCAGAGUUUGCCUUUCUGGUGGUUGGCUGACCGCUCAGCUGGUGUGGUGAACCUCUGCCGUCUGGUCGUCACAAAAGUCAAAACAAACACUAUGAAUAAUUUGCACUGCUUGGACACUCGAUCCUACAUACCAAAAUGAGCAGAUGUGCACUUACAACGUGAUUGUACUGUUUAUUGUAAAAUGCUGCUGAUCUUAACUAUGUGAUCACACAAUCUGUCAUACAUGAGGCAUUUCACUUUAUAAAGCCAAGAGACAUCAUUUCCAAACGCUC
Scatophagus argus is the source of this 2283-nucleotide messenger RNA. It is a transcript of the gene slc16a5a, whose product is annotated as solute carrier family 16 member 5a. The coding region runs from base 294 to 1913 and encodes 539 amino acids. Gene Ontology annotation, biological process: transmembrane transport; monocarboxylic acid transport. The transcript is spliced from 5 exons. Gene Ontology annotation, molecular function: monocarboxylic acid transmembrane transporter activity. Lineage: Eukaryota; Metazoa; Chordata; Actinopteri; Scatophagidae. The record is from RefSeq and is a predicted model, not a curated record.